AUGGAAGAAGAUGAAGAGACUCAGGAGAAGCAGGAAGAGUAUAUUGAAGAGACCACCACGGAAGUCAAAGGCUCCCAGGUUGAGAUCAUGGAAAGUGCGCAGGCCAGCUUCGAAGAAGGGCCCAUAUCCGCUGGGGAUGACCAGCAAGGAGCGGCAGAAGCCGACGAGGGCUUUGUUCCCGAGUCUGAGAACGAAGAUGCUGAACACGAAGAGGAUGAAGACGAAGACGAAGGCCCAGUAACCCGGAGAAGAACUCGUCCAAACAGAAGCCAGCAAAUCGAGGAGCCCGAGCAGCCAGAUGAAGAGGAACCGUCAGGGCCUCGUCGCUCCAGUCGAAAGAAACCGAAGAGUUCUCAGCGAAAGCGAUUGAAUGAUGAGGAGAGCGACUUUGAACCCGAAGAGGAAGACUCGAACGAUGAUGAUGAGGUAUCCCAGACCGGAAAAUCCAACGCAUCUCCCCGUAAAGCCAGUCAAGCACGCGAUGAUGAAGAGGACAGCGCCGCCGGACGGCGUCCUGGUCUUCGCAAGAGGGCGUCUCGAUCUCGUGGGCAAUCCGAAGCGGCGGCUGAUAUUGCAGAAGAACUCGCCGAAGAACUUGAGGAUCUGAGGGGUGGCCGACCUCGUAGAAGAUUACAGACGGAUAUUGUCGAUGAUGAAGGGUUGCAUCACCCACGUGGCUCCGUUGCCGGUGUGGGAUCUGCUCUUGGGCCACACGGCGCUGGUCUUCUCCCCGGCCAGACGCAAACACACGACGCUGCGCAAGGUCUCUCAGGGACUCCGGCAAACCUGGGCAAAGUCAAGGAUAAGCAGGCGCUUGCGGAUGCAGACCCGUUAGGUGUGGAUAUGAGUGUCAAUUUCGAUAGCGUUGGAGGCUUGCAGGGCCAUAUUGAUCAGUUGAAGGAAAUGGUGUCUCUUCCUCUGCUAUACCCGGAGAUCUUCCAGCGUUUCCACAUCGUGCCGCCUAGAGGAGUUCUCUUCCAUGGUCCUCCUGGAACGGGUAAAACCCUUUUAGCCAGAGCCUUGGCGAACAGUGUCAGCUCCGAAGGCCGUAAAGUCACAUUCUACAUGAGAAAAGGAGCUGAUGCGCUAAGCAAAUGGGUGGGUGAGGCUGAAAGACAGCUGCGACUACUAUUCGAGGAAGCUCGUAAAACACAGCCUAGCAUUAUCUUUUUCGACGAAAUUGAUGGUCUGGCUCCAGUGAGAUCAAGCAAACAGGAACAGAUCCAUGCGUCUAUCGUCUCUACUCUGCUAGCGUUGAUGGAUGGUAUGGAUGGCCGUGGUCAAGUCAUUGUUAUUGGUGCCACCAAUCGACCUGAUUCGAUUGACCCUGCUCUACGCCGUCCGGGUCGUUUUGAUCGAGAGUUCUACUUCCCCCUGCCGAAUGCCGAAGGUCGGCGCGCUAUUCUCGACAUCCAUACCAAGGGCUGGGAUCCACCUCUUCCGGGCCAUAUCAAGGAUGAGCUGGCUGAGAUCACUAAGGGUUAUGGAGGAGCCGACCUUCGUGCUCUUUGCACAGAAGCCGCUCUUAAUGCAGUACAAAGAAGAUAUCCUCAAAUCUACAAAUCCGACAAGAAGCUUCUUAUCGAUCCGAAGAACAUCGAUGUCACCCCGAAGGACUUUAUGCUCGCGAUCAAGAAGAUGGUCCCAUCAUCAGAGAGGUCCACUUCAUCCGGCGCCUCGCCGCUCCCCAAGGAAGUCGAACCGUUACUACGUCAUCCUCUGGCCGACAUUAGAGCCCUGCUCUCCGAAAUUCUUCCACAAAGAAAACGGCUCACUGCUUUGGAAGAAGCACAAUUUGAGGAGCCCGAGGGCGCUGGAAGUUUCCAACGCGAGCAGAUGCAACAGGAAUUCGACAGGUCGCGAGUUUUCAGGCCCAGGAUGCUGCUUCGCGGACUAAUGGGCAUGGGCCAACAGUAUCUGGCGGCUGCCAUUUUGCACUACUUUGAAGGACUGCACGUGCAAUCGUUCGAUUUGCCUACUCUCCUUAGUGAUUCGACUCGGUCCCCGGAAGCAGCUGUCAUACAGCUCUUUGCAGAGGUCAAGAGACAUAGGCCAAGUGUGAUAUACAUUCCCAACAUAGAAAGUUGGUCCGAAACCGUUGGGCAAGCCGUUCUCUCCACCUUCUUGGGUUUGCUGCGGUCGAUACCUCCCACUGAUCCUGUCUUGCUUCUCGGAGUCCAGGAGAUAACAGGAGAAGAAAUCGACACCGGGCUGCUACGGCAGAUGUUUGGGUUUUCGAAGAGAAACUUUUACGACCUGAAAGCGCCAGGAAAUGAAGCACGGUACGAGUAUUUCAGUAAGGUAGUCGAGUACAUCAAAACCUCGCCAGCGCAUUUUCCGGAUCCCGAGAACCGUAAGAAGAGGGAACUCGAGACCCUGGAGAUUGCGCCUCCACCUCCGCCAAAGCCCACAACGCCACUCACCAAGGAGCAGCUAAAAGCUCAGAAAAAGAAAGAUCACCAAACGCUGAAUCUUCUAAAAAUUAGGAUCCAGCCUAUCAUGGACCAGAUCAAGAAGUACAAACGGUUCAGAACCGGUGUGAUCGAUGAGUCUCAGAUCCGGUACCUCUGGGAAGAGGAUGAUCCCAACAUCGUCACAAGCGAUCUACCGAUUGAACAGCGGACCACCUUCCGGCCAUUCGAGAAGGCUUAUGACAAACACGGCGUCCCGGGACUCUGGGAAACCGUGUCGGGUAAAUUCUUCUACAAUAUGGAAAUCGUUACCAUCGAAAAGCGCCUCUCCAAUGGAUACUAUAAACGACCCAGUGACUUCCUGGCGGACAUAAAGCGACUAGCCAAAGAUGCACGACAGACUGGCGAUCAAGAGAGGAUCUUGAGAGCCAACGAGCUUCUGUCUAACGUUGAAGUUGAUAUCUCCACCAUCGAGCAGGCCGAGCCGCAGCUCGUCGCAGAAUGCGAGAAUGUCUACAUUCGGGAACUGGCAAGGGAAAAGGCCGCAGCUGAAAAGGCCAAGAGGGUCGAGGAAGCAGAAAAGGGAGGCUUUUUGGGUCACACGGCGAACCAUAAUGUACCGCAUGGUAAUACCGAGUCGGGUCCUUCAAGUGGCCCUGUGGUGCUAGGCGAGACAUUCCCUGACCUCGCUCCCAAGGAGCAGGCCAGACCGGUAACGCCGACACGACAAUCAACGGCAAGCUUCUUGACCAACGGCUACCAUCAAAGCGGAGGCUCAGAUCUCAAUGAUCUGAGCGCCCGUGGACCGACAAGCAAUGAGCAUCUACCAGACACGCAGCAAUGUGACAGCAGCCAGCCGUCACCGAGGCCACGCGAGUCUCUUCCCGGAAACGCAGACUCGCAGCCCGAACACCAUGUGAAUGGCAGUCAGUCGCAACCGAAAACACAACCACCCGUGCCUCUUUUCGAUGAAUCCACAAAGCCGUCAUCUCAUCCGCCAGUUAAUCUCCAUUCGAUACUGAACGAUGAGGACCACUCACCAAAGCUAAUCGUGGACUCUGAGUAUGUCCAGAAUCUGCACGAGCAGCUCACCCAGCGGACCAGUGGCUGCUCGGUGGAGCAGCUUGAGCAGAUCAACACUAGCCUAAUGGACUACCUGUGGCGCACGCGUGGUGAAUGGAACCGCAGCAAAGUGGCCGCUGGAAUUCGGGACUCAUUCAAUGAGAUCCUCGAAGACAUGCAGGCGAUGCAGGAAAUUGGUCCUAUCAGUCAAAGGACGAAGGAACAGUUGGGUUCAUCAUUCGAACACCUGUAA
This is a messenger RNA of Aspergillus oryzae RIB40, 3726 nucleotides long. Its product is annotated as chromatin segregase YTA7. The coding region runs from base 1 to 3726 and encodes 1241 amino acids. The transcript is spliced from 4 exons. Lineage: Eukaryota; Fungi; Ascomycota; Eurotiomycetes; Eurotiales; Aspergillaceae. Gene Ontology annotation, molecular function: ATP hydrolysis activity; chromatin binding; histone binding. Gene Ontology annotation, biological process: positive regulation of transcription by RNA polymerase II. Gene Ontology annotation, cellular component: nucleus. The record is from RefSeq and is a predicted model, not a curated record.